Molecule: messenger RNA, 2257 nt
Organism: Perca flavescens (yellow perch)
Lineage: Eukaryota; Metazoa; Chordata; Actinopteri; Perciformes; Percidae
Gene: rhov
Product: ras homolog family member V
Exons: 3
Coding region: 143-853 (236 amino acids)
Biological process (GO): small GTPase-mediated signal transduction
Molecular function (GO): GTP binding; GTPase activity
Source: RefSeq, a predicted model, not a curated record
UGUCGCCCGUCAGUCAGAACAGGAUAGGCAGCCUGCUGGUAUGUGACAGACUCUACCAAGCUGACUCUCAGUAGCAUAGUCUCUUAGUCAGAGAUCAGUAAGGAGGCGAGUCUGCAUUCACAAGUUUUGUGUUCGGCUCGACAUGCCACCUCGAAUGGAUUACUUUUACCACGAAUCCCGAGUCCCUUCCAAUUGCGGGCUGACCCGGGAAGAUGAGCUGGAGCCCGGGGUCAUCAGCUGUAUGCUGGUCGGAGACGGAGCCGUCGGGAAGACCAGCAUGAUUGUCAGCUACACCUCCAAUGGAUACCCGACAGAAUACCAACAGACCGGCUUUGAUGUCUUCUCUGGUCAGGUCCAAGUAGAAGGAUCUCCAGUUAAAGUUCAGCUUCUGGACACUGCUGGACAGGAAGAGUUUGAUGGAUUCAGAGCUCUGUCCUAUGCCCACACGGACGUCUUCCUCCUCUGCUUCAGCAUGGUCAACCCCACCUCGUUUCACAACAUCACCAAGAAGUGGGUUCCGGAGAUCCGGGCUCAUAAUCCGUCCUCGCCCAUCAUUCUUGUUGGGACUCAGUCGGACCUCUUGCUGGACGUGAACGUUCUCAUCAACCUGGACAGAUCUAAUGUCAAACCUAUUCUUAGCUCCCGGGCCCGGAGCAUGGCGGAGAAGAUCAGGGCUACAGACUAUGUAGAGUGUUCGUCACUCACGCAAAAGAACUUGAAGGAGGCGUUUGAUGCGGCCAUCUUUGCUGCCAUUAAAAACAAAACCCGCAAGACUAAGAAGAGGAGGUUUUCUGACAGACGCACUAAAGCUUUCUCAAGGUGCAGCUGGAAGAAGUUCUUCUGCUUCAUCUGAACUCAGAAACAGACUGCUAACCCUGUGGGUUGUGGACUAAACUUCCAUUUAUUUUAAUCAUUUGAUUUUGUUGUCACAGUUCUGAUCUGUGGCAGUUUAGCAUCCUUCCCUGUUAAGUAUUUGGCACAUUUUACUCUGGGAUGCCAAAUGGUGCAAGGGGAAACAAAACAGCUCAGUGAGCAUUGGGAACUAACCCCUGUGGAGGCAGCAGAGAGGAUUGUGGGUCUUGUUUCACACUCCAGCAGACAGUGUUGUUUACAUUAAAUUCAAAUGUUUGAUUGUUACAGGGUGAUAGAAAAAAACCUAUGUUGCAUAUUAAAUCAAAGUGUGUGUAUGCUUUAAUGUGUAUGCAUCCCUGGCGAGCCACUUGAGAGAAGAAGGGCAGUGUAUUGGAACAUAUUAAUGUACAGUCACAGAGAGAAAGCCCAGGCCAUCAUGUAAAUGUUGUGGAUUUGCAUGCUGAGCUUUGCUACCAGCUGCAGCCUUUAAUGUAGGCGAGAGAGAAACAGAAAGUAACCGGGUCUGUGUUUAAACUGAUGGGCGUUAGCCACUUCUCUGUUGUAUUCUUGCUGUCUGGCUACACCAGCCUAUUUAUAUGCGGCAGCUGCGAGUUCAGAUUGCAGUGCGAAGUGCCACAUUGUUACCUGUGUGUGAAAGCUCCCCUGGCUGCUUUGGGCUGUUUUUUUCUCACCUUUCAAGCUAAUCGACAUCGUAUCGCCCCUGACAUUUCUCUUUAAUUGGAAUUGUAUCAACCGAUUUAACAUCUAUGGAAACACAGCAGGAUGAGAGUUGUGACAAAUCAGAAACAAAUGCAUGUCUUAAUUCUCGGAUUGGCAUAGGAACUUUCUAAAAAUUCUCUUGUCCGAGGUGAAAGGUUGCACGGGAGCGGUACCCUUUGGCUUUUUGUCUCUGUCUCCCUUUAAUCUGCAUCUGAAAGCAAGCACUGCAGGGGUCUUGGCUUCCUCCCUGCGGAUCCUCCCACCACCACCGUCAGCCUGGCUUUUUUAAUUUACCCCCUCUUUGUUUACAUGCUCAAUACACUCCUUAUCUCCUCAAUAGCCUAUAGUGUGUACAGAGUUAGAGGACGCUAAACAGCCUCUGCUUGAAUGUAAGUGUAAGGUAAUACACUUUUUCAAAGCCUUGUGUCUGUGAUGUAUGUGCUAAAGAAAAUCAGAUUUAGAUUUUGCACUCCAGUGUGGCGAUAUCUAAUGGCUAUACCAGUGACCAGAGCCAGGGAUAGACUUCACUAUACUUCUUGUGGAAGUUAGCUUAAUAUAUAUGCUAUUCUGUUUGUUAAAACAGGUCAUUUGUCAAAUGUAUGUAUAUGAAAUAUUAGAUAAGACAUGGAUUUUAAAUGCAUUAAUAUACUCCACAUAUGUUUUGUUACAUUUUGUAUAAUCUCGA